AUGGAGCUCGGUGCUUUACGUCGCCGCUUCAUGGGAUCCAUACGAGCUCGUGGAUCGCGGGCCAAGGUGCUGCCGGCUUCGCUGGAUGGCUUCGGGUGGUGCACCUGGGACGCGUUCUACAGCACCGUCUCCGCACGCGGGCUAGCUGAGGGCCUUAGCAGCCUGGAGGAUGGCGGCGUAUCGCCCCAGUUGCUGAUUAUUGAUGACGGCUGGCAGGUAACGCCCGUCCAGGCUGGUUGGGAGUUGAGGGGGACGGACACGGCCCCAGAUACGGUGUGGCUGCCGGCAUGCCCGGUUGUGGAGCUGGCAGUUGCCGUACGGGAGGGUACGGAAGCUAGGGGGGUAUCGUGGUUUCGCUGGGUGGGGAGGGGGAGCCCAGGAGGCUGCUGGAGGCCACCCAGCUCCGCCAUCGCCAUUUGGUUGGCUCGUGCGAGUCAGAAGGUGGCUGGCUGGCUGAUGGGCCUCGCCACCGCGGGCUUCCUGAUCUUCUACCAGUGGGUGGUGGAGCCGGCGCCGCCCAACAGCCUGGCGGUCCGGGCCUUUGCGGCGGCGGCGAAGGGCUUCCUCCGCCCCGCCAUGCUGUCCUUCUACGCCACCGCCUCCGACUUCACCCGGCGCCUCACCUCCGUCCGCGCCAACGGCAAGUUCUCCCACCCGGACGCGGGACCCGACACGGACUGGGCGGGCAGCCAGGAGGCGCUCGGGACGGUGGUGGCGCACAUUAAGAGAAAAUUCGGCGUGCGGUAUGUGUAUUGCUGGCACGGUCUCCCCGGGUACUGGGCGGGGGUGAUGCCCACCGACGACGGGGCGGCGGGCGGGGGCGCGCAGGUGCCCGGACUGACCUCGCACGUGCGCUACGCCGCCCCCACCCGGGGGGUGCUGGAGAUCGAGCCGUCCAUGGCGUGGAACCCCGCAGUGCUGGCGGGUAUUGGCGUUGUUGAUGAUCCCAACCGACUGUACGACGCCAUGCACCGCUACUUACACGACUGCGGCGUGGACGGAGUCAAAGUGGACUGUCAAGCAGGCGUCGGGCUGAUUGGGAGCUCCAUGGGCGGCGGUGCGGCCCUCAGCGCCACCUACCAGGGCGCGCUGGAGGGCAGUGUGGCGCGGCACUUCCCCGGGAACCACGUCAUCAACUGCAUGUGCCACUCCACGGAGAACGUGUACAGAAUGACCGCCACGGCAGUAGCUCGCGCCAGUGACGACUUCUACCCUCGCGACCCGGCCUCCAGCCACCCGCACAUCGCCGCAUGCGCCUUCAACUCGCUGUUCCUGGGCGCCCUGCUGCAGCCCGAUUGGGACAUGUUCCACUCCAAGCACCCCGCCGCCAGACUGCAUGCGGCUGCCAGGGCCGUGUCCGGCGGCCCGGUUUACGUGUCCGACAAGCCCGGGGAACACGACUUCUCCGUACUCCACUCGCUCGUACUGCCGGACGGUUCCGUACUCCGCUGUACUCAGCCUGGCCGCCCCACACGGGACUGUUUGUUUGUUGACGUCCUGCGGGACGGAAAGAGCCUGCUCAAGGUUUGGAACAGCAACCCGGUGACCGGGGUGGUGGGGGUGUUCCAUCUGCAGGGUAGCUCGUGGGACAGAACCAGGAGGAAGUUCCACGUGCACGACAAGGCUCCGAAACCGCUCAGUACGGAGGUCCGGCCGUACGACGUGGACUCCUUCCGGCCCCCAUCCACCGGCACCCCCUCCCCCACCCCCGUCACGCCUCGGGAGUUCGUGGUGUUUUCCCGGGGUACGGCAGUCAUGACUCUGCUGCACGGGAACGAGGGAAUACAGGUGUCCCUACACAGCGGUGAGGCAGACGUGCUGAGUGUGGCACGAAUCACCCGCGUCGGCCCCGUCGCCAUUGCCGUACUGGGCUUAUCCAAUAUGAUCAACGGAGGAGGUGCCGUACGGGAGCUAAGUCACGAGUCUUCCACGGGGGCGGCUGCCGGCUCCAUCCGGACUGGCGCCGCCUCUUCCCCGUUCGGCUUCGGCGCGAAGGAGCUUGUGUUCACCACGACGAUUCGCGGGCACGGGGAUCUGCUGGCGUACUGCAGUCGUGAGCCGGAUGUCGUACUGCUCAAUGGUGCCAGGCUGCAGCCGGAG
Molecule: messenger RNA, 2100 nt
Organism: Volvox carteri f. nagariensis
Lineage: Eukaryota; Viridiplantae; Chlorophyta; Chlorophyceae; Chlamydomonadales; Volvocaceae
Exons: 13
Source: RefSeq, a predicted model, not a curated record